UAGAUUAAGUUACGUCGUAGGUAAGAUAAAAAAAAAUAGUUCAUUCAAAUAAAAAAAAUAUGAAAACCAAAUUAUAAUUUUCUUAUUAAAUUAGUCGAACUUACUUGCAAUGAAAGAAAAAACAUACAAAUUUUGUUUUGUUUGGAAAUUUAUUAGUUUGACAUUAGAACAAAGAUAGAAGUUAUUAAGUUAGAACGGAACAAAAAAAAAAAGGAAAGUUAAAAACUUGAGUGCCAAGCACCAAAAGCAACUACACCUGGCCUAACGGCUAACGUCUAUAUAUAUUACCCUCAUUGCUCUGAGUUUUCUCACAAAUUUAUACUUCUCUUUGCAUUAAUUUUUCUGCACUCAAUAAAAAAUUCUACCAUGUCGUCGGCUGUCUCUAUUCAAUUUCACCCUGUUGAAGCAGAACUAAUAAAUCUUCUCAAAAGGUUCUUGAAGGGCGAACAUUUAAGAUGUCCCAUUAAAUUCGUAGAAAUCUAUGGAGACCAAACCCCAUGGCAGUUUUAUGGAUCGGAAGAUAAAUCAGGUUACUUCAUCACUCCGUUGAAGAAGCGGAAGAAAUCAGAUCAGAAGCAUGCUCGAACUUGCGGGAACGGGACUUGGAGAGGCCAAACUAGUGCUGUUCCCAUCAAGAAUCGUAAGGGCGGAUCGGUCGUGGGGUAUCGAAGAAAUUAUAUAUACACUAGUAAAGGAAAUAAAACUAGUGGCAGUGCUACUACUAAUUGGCUGAUGAGAGAGUACUUCGUGGGGGAUGAUUUCUUCAAGGUAAACAACAUUCCCAAGCAAGAUUAUGCACUAUGCAGAAUCAAGAAGCAUGUAAGAGUGAAAAUGGAUGAUGACGAUGAUGCGGUCAAUAUGGAGGAACAGGAUGCUUUGGAAACAAUCCGAGGCAUGUUGCUUCAACCUGAUUCUACCUGCUGCACUACACAAGAAGUUACAGAGGAGACUGAUCAAUGGGAAUCCAUCAUCAAUGAGGUAUGUGAUGAAAAGAUUGAUGGGGUUGAGAACGCAGUGAUGAAUUGGGCUGAUGAUCUUUUUAUAGAUAUCACUGAUUUAGGUGAUAUAAUUUGUUGUCCUUCAGAAUCUAUUUUGGAGAUUUAAUUUUGUGUUCUUCACAAUGUUUUGGUGAUAAACUUACUUGCAACAAGACUUCCCUUGUAUUUAUAUUGAACAUCAUUAGCAAUUUUGACAUUAGCAGCACCACAACUUAUAUAUGUGUAUCCCGGAAUCCCUCUAAUUGUAAGUAAAUAAUUUGGAUGUGAAUUUUCUUUUUUAGCUCAA
This is a messenger RNA of Capsicum annuum, 1284 nucleotides long. Its product is annotated as NAC domain-containing protein 78-like. The transcript has a single exon. The record is from RefSeq and is a predicted model, not a curated record. Gene Ontology annotation, molecular function: DNA binding. Gene Ontology annotation, biological process: regulation of DNA-templated transcription. Bases 367 to 1104 code for a protein of 245 amino acids. Lineage: Eukaryota; Viridiplantae; Streptophyta; Magnoliopsida; Solanales; Solanaceae.